Molecule: messenger RNA, 231 nt
Organism: Peronospora matthiolae
Lineage: Eukaryota; Oomycota; Peronosporomycetes; Peronosporales; Peronosporaceae
Source: the annotation of a GenBank genome assembly
AUGAUGUCAAGCAAUACUGCGAGCAAGAUCGAUGUUCCAUUCCGUGAAGCUGUUGGUGCUUUGAUGCAUCUGACGACUACAACAAGGCCGGACAUCGCCUAUGCUGUGAGCUUUGUGUCGCGCUUCGUGGAGAAUCCCCAAGAAGAACACUGGGUUGCGGUCAAGCGCUUCUUUCGAUACCUGGAGAAUCCCCAAGAAGAACACUGGGUCACGGUCAAGCUCAUUAUUUGA